Rhizoctonia solani is the source of this 2577-nucleotide messenger RNA. RefSeq names its product WD40 domain-containing protein. Gene Ontology annotation, molecular function: protein binding. Bases 1 to 2577 code for a protein of 858 amino acids. Lineage: Eukaryota; Fungi; Basidiomycota; Agaricomycetes; Cantharellales; Ceratobasidiaceae. The transcript has 5 exons. The record is from RefSeq and is a predicted model, not a curated record.
AUGCCUAUAAAAUCUACUAAAUCACCCCAGAAAAACAUUAGUCACAAGAAGAAGACCGAAAUCAGCUUGCUAUCAUCUGCCCAGCAUGGAUCCUAUUUGCUUCAACUCCCCUCUGAACUUCUCACGCAUCUCAGCGCGUACCUUGACCCAAUCGCGCUCACUACUCUCGCCUCUGUCUGUCGACUCUUAUAUGCUCACGUAAACCAAGACAGCACAUGGCGUGCCGCAUUCCUUGGACACUUUCUCGGCGUCUCGCCGAGCCCUGAUCUCUCCAUCGAGAAUUCCAGGCUGGUGUUGCUCCGAAAAAGAGAGAAAUCAUGGCGCGCAGAAUUCCAAAAGCAUUGGGUUCUAGCUAGGCGAUGGGAGAAGACCAGAAGCAUUACCUCGGUGACGCAUAGACCUCAUCGGACGCCGAUUUCCGCGAUGCACGUCAUGCAAAACCAGCGAAAUGCGACCGGCGCUCAACAAAGUUGGGCUAUUCUUAGUGCAUCUCUCGCUGUCGGCGUAGUCACACGGUCAUACCCCUUCACAGGCAAGUGCAAGGUUGUUCGCGGACACUUUGAUCCAUCAAGCAUAACCACUGCCCUUGGCCUAGGCAUAAACCCCAACUUUGAGGAUGCCUUUUCAAAUGUUACAUCAGUGGCUCUUGCUUCUACUGGUGGUACUGGUAUAGUGGUUUGGGGGCUUCGCUCGGGCGGGGUUGCAGUAACUGUCGCACUUCGAGCCAUGGACGCAGGUUGCAAUGCUCGUAUGCUUAAAUGCUCCCUCGGAGACGCCCAUCAAAUGUCCGUAGACGAUAUUUACGUCGACAAUAUCACCAGCGGGAGCGAAUGCAUUGUUUCAAGCAGUGCUGAUGGAACGGUGAAGCUCUGGAACCUGCCUACAACCCAACGUGCACAACUCAAUUGUAUCUGGACGGGACGAUACACCGAUGGAGAUGGCCUGGUAUCCGAUGUUGCGUCCCUCGUCAAAGUGCCCUGCGUCAAAGUGGCGAUCGACUUGACUAGCGAGGUAGUAGCCGCUGGGUACGCUGACGGAACCAUAUUGGUCUGGUUCGGGAUAGCGCCAGGAUCGUCAGAUUUAUCCAGCGUCAAAUGCGUUCGAAUUCCACCACCAUCGGUUACUCCGUUACCUCUCAAAGACCUGCGAAUCGAUGGUCAUUCUCAAACCUCCGUCAGCCUUCUCGCUCAUCAUGCGACCGACGCACAUUUGUAUCGGCUAAAUAUUGGGCGAGACACUGGCCUCGUCAGACGACUCAGGUUUGGGGGUGGUCCGCUGGGGCCGCUAAGUGUUGUAACAGCCGAAUUUGUUAAACAGGACAAGGAGGACAUACGAUCUGGCUUUAGUUCAUCUAUUCCAUCAACAUUCGCAUCCACAAGCGUCACUCCAGUUGCUAGCACCAAUACUCCAUCCACUCCUGUUCCCAUUAGCCCAUCCUAUCCCACCAACACAUCAUUACAGAUAACUCUUGAAUUGCCCAAGCAUGAUUUGGUUCCCACACAGCGCUCACGUAGUUUUGUCGCCGCUGGCGAUAUACUGGGGCGAGUAUGUAUUUGGGACUGGGAGGCGGAUGAGACCGUAAAUCAGACCGAGGUGUCCAAAUCUUCCGGCGCUCCUGAAGAUGGGAAUAAAGGAGAAGAAACUCCACCCAACGGCGGCGGGUCCGUUCCGGAGGUCCAAGCGAUCGUUGCGUGGGAUGCGAUGGACGGUGAAAGCAUCAGUGAACUCGUUUGGGGUGAUGUGAUUGUUGCCGUUGGAAGUGCUCAGGGAAAUACAGCUGUAUUUGAUUCACUGUCUCAGCAACUAUUAAGGCGUAUACCUUCUCCAGCUCCUGCCUCGGCCCUAGGACGAGAGGCUGUGUCACAAAUUGUGAUCGAAGGUGACACAGUCCUUAUCAGUGUUGGCUCACAAGUUGUUGCUUGGCACGUCCGAAAGGACAAUGGGAAGGGUGAUCCAUGGGCCAAAUCUCCCAAGGGGAAGCAAAGCGCCAGCGGGAAAGGUAGAGGUGCAACUACUGCUAAAUGGCACCAUCGCAAUGAGCUUAAUACCGAAAUAUCACAUUCGCUCAAUCAGAUGAAGGACGAGCAUGCACGGGCUCAGCCCGGUCUACGCCGCGCUCGUGCUCAGGCUGGAGCGCUCUCCGAAAUGGGCCUCGACGAAGCCGAUGCUGUUCAGUACCUUAUGAUGCUAAGUAGGGAUGAAGAAGAAGCAAGAAAAGCCGCUGAAUCUGCAAACGAGGCUGCGAUGCGUGAGUCUGAGGCAGGUUUGCUUGAAACCAGGGACGAAGUACCAUGCAGCUCCCCUACAAACUCAACCAGAUCGAGUGUACCCUCAGCAUCCACGUCUCCUUCGUCCAGGCGUUCUGGUAGAAGUGUCUAUAUCCCGGCUAGUCGAAGGCCCCGGGUCAAUGUGGAUGAUAUCCCCGACGACAAUCCUUUUUUGGUGUCAGAUAGCCGUAGCCCUUACCAGAACAGUAGCUCGUACGGUGGUGGGUCGCGGUAUAGUGGCAGUCAGGCCGAAUUUGACGAGGACGAAGCACUUCGUUUGGCAUUGGAACUCAGUAUGGUGGAACAGUAA